Molecule: messenger RNA, 1581 nt
Organism: Fusarium graminearum PH-1
Lineage: Eukaryota; Fungi; Ascomycota; Sordariomycetes; Hypocreales; Nectriaceae
Exons: 6
Coding region: 1-1581 (526 amino acids)
Biological process (GO): transmembrane transport
Cellular component (GO): membrane
Molecular function (GO): transmembrane transporter activity
Source: RefSeq, a predicted model, not a curated record
AUGGCAGACGACAAUAAACAAAGCCCAAAGAGUACCAUCCCUGUCCCAACAGAACAAAUCGAUGUCGAGGAUGGUCAAUCCGAAACAUUCCACAAAACUGCUUACGAUGCAGCUCUGAAACUCGCUGCCGCCCACGAAGGCGAAGAAUUAGACUCGGCUGCUGAGAAGAGACUAAUCAAGAAGAUUGACUGGUACUUGAUGCCAUUGAUGUGUUUGACUUAUGCUUUGCAAUACUAUGAUAAAGUAAUGAUUGGCCAUGGUGCCAUCUUUGGACUAAGACAGGACCUGGAUCUCGUCCAAGGGCUUCGAUACUCGAAUUGUACCAUGAUCUUCUUCUGUGGUUUCAUUAUUGGCUGUUAUCCUCUUUCACUUCUUGGACAGAAGUUGCCCACUGCCAAGGUCUGUGCCGGCAUCUGCUUCUGCUGGGGCGCAGUGGUGCUGUCGACGCCUGCUUGUCAUUCUUACGGAGGUUUCAUGACGAACCGUUUCUUCCUUGGUCUCAUAGAGUCAGGCGUUUCUCCAGUCUUUAUGCUGGUUACAUCCAAGUGGUAUACCAACAGUGAACAAGUCCUCAGAAUGGGCUUUUGGUAUUCUAGUAGUGGUGCUGUCAACCUCAUCUCGCCACUCAUCAACUACGGCCUCGGUAGCAUCAACGGCAGCGUCGCGGGCUGGCGUAUUCUUUACAUCUUUGCGGGCUCGAUAACAAUCUUGUGGUCAUUCGUUGUCUAUGCUCUUUUCCCAGAUUCGCCUGCCACAGCAAAACGCCUCACAGGGGGUGAACGAGCCAUGGCAAUUUUGCGACUGCGACAUAACAACACCGGCUUCGAGAACACAAGGUUGAAGCCAAAGCAGAUCUGGGAGACUUUGUUGAGCUGGCAAUUCUGGUCUGUCUGCUUACUUUCGAUGCUCUGCAGCACCGCCACGAGCGCGGCCAACACAUUUUCCACAUUGGUCUUUAACGGUAUGGGGUACAGCAUUUUCCACACACUUCUUUUCAACAUUCCUCUCGGAGCCAUGGCUAUCAUCACCAUAGUUGGCUCUGGGUGGUUGGGCCGAACGUAUCCAGGCAUGAGACACCACUUCUACACCCUUGCAUGCAUUCCUGUUAUCGUGGGUUGUCUUCUCUUGUGGCAACUACCACGAACUCAAACAGCUGGACGAAUCAUUGGUAUCUAUCUGGUAACUUUCUUUGGAUCUUGCUAUGUUCAGGUUAUAUCCUUUGGCACAUGCAAUUUUGCUGGGUAUACGAAAAAGUCCAUGGUCGCUGCUGGGACCUUUGUGGCUUAUUGCCUGGGAAAUAUCAUCGGCGCGCUUUUGUUUGACGCGAAAUUUGCCCCGGGCUAUAAUCAGUCAUUUAUUGGCAUCAUGGUGUGCUAUGUUGUUGCCAUGGUGGUUUGUCAGGUAACGAGGUUCAUGCUGGCGAGGGAGAAUAGGAGACGCGACGCAGAAUAUGGUCCCCCUGGCAUUAGCCAUGGGCUGGAAGACAUGACUGAGAAGGAAAAUAAGGAUUUUAGUGAUUCAAUUGGCAUUUAUGUACUGUGUACUCUGUACUUCACCCAGCUGAAGAGCUGGGGCAAGUAA